This is a messenger RNA of Solanum verrucosum, 3805 nucleotides long. RefSeq names its product DExH-box ATP-dependent RNA helicase DExH6-like. The transcript is spliced from 15 exons. Lineage: Eukaryota; Viridiplantae; Streptophyta; Magnoliopsida; Solanales; Solanaceae. The record is from RefSeq and is a predicted model, not a curated record. Gene Ontology annotation, molecular function: ATP binding; RNA binding. The coding region runs from base 32 to 3649 and encodes 1205 amino acids. Gene Ontology annotation, cellular component: intracellular anatomical structure.
UACAGAAAAGAAAUAAUCAAGAUUGAGUGAAAUGGCGUCAACAGCUCCAUCAUCAUCUGGGGUUGGGAAGAAGAGGCAGAAGAAAGGCCAAAAACAACAAGAGGUUACCAAUGUUGCAGAAUCCACUCAGAUUCGGGUUGCCCAAGUUCUUGAACAGUUUCGUGCUUCUAAUGAUGAAGUGUACACAUUUGAAUCAAACCUUUCAAACCGCGAUAGAGCUGCAGUUCAUAAGUUAUGCCGGAAAAUGGGAAUGAAAUCAAAAAGUUCUGGGCGUGGGGAUCAACGUCGUAUAUCUAUUUUCAAGACUAAACAGAACAUGGACACACUGAAAGGAAAGGAUGUGCUAAGUUGUUUUAAAUUUUCGGAGGAGGCAAAAUAUGCUCUACAGGAUUUAUUUACGCGAUAUCCACCUGGUGAUGGGGAGACAAGUGAACAAGUAGUCGGGAAACACAGUAAGAAAUUUGAUAAAUUACGAGGAAAGAAGGAUGAUAUGUUCUGUAAACCUGUGAUGAGCACGUCUGAAAUUGCAAAAAGGGUAGAGUCAUUUGCGUCAAGAAUAGAAAAAACCCCAAACAUGAGACAGAUUACAUUACAAAGGUCUAAGCUUCCAAUUGCUUCCUUCAAGGAUGCUAUUACAUCAACUAUAGAAUCUAAUCAGGUGGUCUUGAUCUCUGGUGAAACUGGAUGCGGGAAAACUACACAGGUCCCUCAAUUUAUUUUAGAUCAUAUGUGGGGUAAAGGCGAGACAUGUAAAAUUGUCUGUACUCAGCCACGACGAAUUUCUGCCACAUCAGUUUCUGAGAGAAUUUCUGCUGAAAGAGGCGAAAGUGUUGGGGAUACUGUUGGUUACAAGAUACGGCUGGAGAGCAGAGGUGGGAAGCAGUCAUCAAUCAUGUUUUGUACCAAUGGGAUUCUACUGAGGGUCCUGAUUACCAAUGGAAGUGCCAGCUUCAACAAGGAGGCUCCUGGGAAAAUGGGCAAGGAUCCCAUUUCUGAUAUAACCCACAUCAUUGUGGAUGAAAUUCAUGAGAGGGAUCGCUACUCCGAUUUCAUGCUCGCUAUUCUCAGGGACUUGCUUCCUUCAUAUCCAAAUUUGCGUUUGGUUCUGAUGAGUGCUACACUGGAUGCUGAACGUUUUUCAAAAUACUUUGGUGGCUGCCCAGUUAUCCGAGUCCCUGGAUUUACUUAUCCUGUAAAAACAUUCUAUCUUGAGGAUGUACUUUCUAUUGUAAGGUCAACUAAAAAUAAUCACCUUGAUUCCACCUCAUCCAGUGUCAUGCCUGAGGAAUCUAUAUUAACAGAGGAGUACAAAGUUGCCUUAGAUGAAGCAAUUAAUCUGGCUUUUUCAGAUGAUGAUCUGGAUCCCCUUUUGGAUCUAAUAUCUUCUGAAGGGGGACCAAAAGUUUUCAAUUAUCAGCAUUCUUUGAGUGGAGUGACGCCAUUGAUGGUGUUUGCUGGAAAAGGUCGCGUUGGUGACAUUUGCAUGCUCCUCUCUUUUGGUGCUGACUACCAUUUACGUGCUAAUGAUGGGAAAACUGCUCUAGAUUGGGCUGAGCAGGAGAAUCAGACAGAAGCUGUUGAAAUAAUUAAGGAACACAUGGAGAAAUCAUCUUCCAGUUGUGAGGAGCAGCAACAUUUACUUGACAAAUACCUAUCAACAGUUGAACCUGAACUGAUUGAUGAUGUCCUUAUUGAACAACUAUUAAAAAAAAUAUGCAUAGACUCGGAGGACGGGGCCAUCCUUGUUUUCCUUCCUGGUUGGGAGGACAUUAACAGAACACGAGAGAGAUUGAGAGCAAGCCACUAUUUCAAUGAUCAGUCUAAGUUUUCAGUGAUCGCUCUCCAUUCUAUGGUUCCUUCUGUGGAGCAAAAGAAGGUUUUUAGACACCCUCCUCCAGGCUGCCGCAAAAUCGUUCUUUCAACUAAUAUUGCUGAAACUGCCAUUACCAUUGAUGAUGUUGUUUAUGUAAUAGACAGUGGACGAAUGAAAGAAAAAAGUUAUGACCCUUAUAAUAAUGUUUCAACUCUUCAAUCUUCAUGGGUCUCAAAAGCAAGUGCAAAGCAAAGAGAAGGGCGUGCUGGGCGGUGCCAGCCAGGGAUUUGUUAUCAUCUUUAUUCAAAACUUCGAGCAGCUUCAUUGCCUGAUUUCCAGGUUCCUGAGAUUAAGAGGAUUCCUAUAGAGGAACUAUGCCUUCAGGUCAAGCUUCUUAAUCCUGAUUGCAAGAUAGAAGAAUUCCUGCAGAAAACACUUGACCCUCCGGUUUAUGAGACCAUACGUAAUGCAAUCAUUGUUCUUCAAGAUAUUGGGGCGCUGUCAUUUGAUGAGAAGCUUACAGAGCUUGGAGAAAGGCUAGGAUCUUUACCAGUUCAUCCGCUUACAAGCAAGAUGCUUUUAAUUUCCAUCUUAUUGAACUGCCUUGACCCAGCAUUGACUAUGGCUUGUGCUUCUGACUAUAGAGAUCCAUUUACCCUACCCAUGUUGCCAAAUGAGAAGAAUAAAGCUGCAGCUGCAAAAGCUGAGUUAGCCUCAUGGUAUGGUGGAAGAAGUGAUCAAUUAGCAGUUGUGGCUGCGUUUGAGGGCUGGAAAAGUGCGAGAGAAACUGGUCAAGAAUCGAGGUUUUGUUCUAAGUACUUUGUAUCUUCAGGCACUAUGCAUAUGCUAUCAGGAAUGCGUAAACAACUUGCAUCUGAACUAUUGAGGAAUGGGUUUAUUCCCGGGGAUGGAUCUUCCUGUAACCUUAACGCACAGGAUCCAGGCAUACUACAUUCUGUUCUUGUUGCUGGUUUGUACCCUAUGGUUGGAAGACUGCUCCCACCUCUGAAAAAUAAUAAGAAGGCUGUCAUUGAGACUGCAGGUGGUGAUAAAGUUCGAUUAAGCCCUCAUUCAACUAACUUCAAGCUUUCAUUCCAAAAAUUCUAUGAGCAACCAUUAAUUGCAUAUGAUGAGAUAACUCGUGGUGAUGGAGGUCUGCUUAUAAGGAAUUGCACUGUCAUUGGGCCACUCCCACUAUUGUUGCUGGCAACAGAGAUUGUAGUGGCUCCUGGAAAUGAAGAAGAUGAUGAUGGCAAUGAUGAUGAUGAAAGUGAUUAUGAAGAUGCUGAUGAGGACAAUGGCGAGGAAGGUAAUAUUAAAGCAGAUCUGUCAGAAGCCCAUCAAGGAGAGAAAAUUAUGUCUUCUCCUGAUAAUACAGUUAAGGUCAUUGUUGAUAGAUGGAUUCCUUUUGAGUCAACAGCUCUUGACGUUGCUCAAAUUUACUGCCUGAGAGAGAGAUUAGCUGCAGCAAUUUUAUUCAAGGUCACACAUCCUGGAAAAGUUCUUCCUGAGGUUCUUGCAGCCUCUAUAAAUGCAAUGGGUUGUAUCUUGUCUUACAAUGGGAUGUCAGGAAUAUCAUUGCUGCAUGAGCCUGUGGACUCACUUACUACAAUGGUUAGUGCUACUGAGAUUGGUCAGUCUGAUCCUGGGUGGAAUAACAGAAUGGAUAUGAAUCCCAACAUUUCUCCCAAUUCAUUUGAGUACAAUGGCCAGCAUCAGCGCCCCAAUAUGCAUCAUCAAAGAGGUGGCAUUCAUGUAUCAAAGGGAUCGUCUGCGCAUAGAGGUACCAUGCAAAGAGGUCAUUCUAAGCGGAAGCGUGGAAAUGGACCUUAUUAAAUCAGGUUUUAGACAGAUUUAUUCACACAAUUAACAGAGGUUUUUUUCCACAGAAGCAACAGCAAGAAUCUUCCCUUUUUUGUUACUCCAAGAAGGUAAAGUAAGUAAACAUAUAGGGGUGUUGUAUGUAUGCUGUAGGGAAUCAAACUGGGGUUU